AGUACUCCUUCGUGAGCGAUCGUGUUAGCUCGCGUCAUUUGUACCAUUCUCAAAUAGGCAUAUCCGACCUUUUUUUUGGCGCGAAUCACUGGCAUGGCGGCUACAGAAGAAUUAACCGGGAUCCUUUCUAGGAGACAAGAAAUCAACGAUAAACUAGAGGAGGGACUCGAGGUCAAACCUAAAUAUAAAUUCGUAAAUGUGUACACGGAGUUUCACGAGUUCUCCAGGAAGGAAAUAAAACAAUAUGAGGAAACAUUUAACAAGUUUGAUGAAGGGCGAGAUGGUUUCCUCGAUCUAACAGAAGUGAAACGCAUGAUGGAGAGGCUGGGCGCACCACAGACUCACCUGGGGCUUAAGGCGAUGAUAGCCGAGGUGGACGAAGACGGCGACAACAGAAUCAGUUUCAGGGAAUUCUUACUUAUAUAUAGAAAAGCACGUGCUGGAGAACUCGAAACAGACUCCGGUUUAGAAGCAUUUGCGAGAUUAACAGAAAUUAAUGUCGACCAAGUCGGUGUAAACGGGGCCAAAACUUUUUUCGAAGCUAAAAUCGAGGAGCUCUCAAAAUCAAACAAAUUUCACGACGAAAUAAUUCAAGAACAGGAAGAGAAGCGGCGAGAGGCCGAAGAAAAAGCGAUGCGGCGGCAGAGAUUCAAAGAAAAAGCAGCUCUAUUUCAACAAUAAUAAAAAACAGUAUUAUAAAGCAUAUUCUAGUCUGUAAGCUGUUACCAUGGCUUAAGGAAAUAUUGCAACAAUAUGAUUGAAAAAAAUAAAUAGAAUCUCCAAUUACAGUGGAACCAUUAAGGAUUAAAGGAGAAGCACAGGGAAAUCAUGGCACUAAUAAAGUAUGAAAAUAUAUUAAUUAGAAAAGUAGGUAGUUCCUGUCAAAACAAAUCAAUAUCGAUGUUGCUUGGCUUUAAUAUAAUAAAAUAUCUUAUUUUUAGAACAAUUUGUUAAAUAAUGGGAAGUAUAAAAAUAAAAAUGAUUCCUAAUAUAUUAAUAGAAUCAUGUUUAUGGUACAAUAAAAUCACCUACAUGAGAAUAAUUAAGUAGAAACAAAACAUUAUUAUAUCUUUACCCAGCAUCUUACUUGGAAUACAAAGAUGUGCCUAAUCAUUAGUUUGUGAAUAAGAAUAUAUUAUUAUCCCAAAUGCCUAUUUAUAUGUUUUGAUUCAGUUUUAUAUUAAUUUAUAAAAGUAGGUUUACAUCAAAUGAAAGAUCCACAUGUCACUAGAAUUGUGCUUUAAGUGCCCUAGAUAUAUUAAUGCAUCAUCAAGUGUGCUAGGUUGAAUGUUUUAUUUGACAUUUGUCUCUUCCAGUGUUAUGUGAUUUGCUAUGUAUUUUCUGUCAGGUAUUCACCAACAUUGAAACAGAUAAUAAUGAAGUGGUGUGGAGGCAGAACAUAAUGCCAUAAUAGAAAACAAAAUGUCUCUGGUGUCUAAAAGAUUUAUUUUAUUAAAGCAAUUAAAUUUUAAGAAACAGAAGUGAACUUAUGCCCAUUAUUUAAUUUAAUAAAAAAUCACAAAUCAAUACUGUCUUGAGUAUGAUAACUAAGAUUGUAUAUAGUAUUUUAAAAAUAAGCUAAAUAAAUAUUAUAGUUGUUAAUAAACAAAGAGUUUUAUAAUCCCAUAUUAUUAACCAAUGUCUUUUUAUUCAUGAAUUUGCUAAAAGAUGUUACAUUAAAGAUUGAAUGUUGCCUUUCGUAAUACUAUUAUUGUUUAGUAGUUUACAUUUUAUUAUACUUUUAUGUGAUGUUAAAUAUAAUAAUGUAAAAGAAUUUGAAUAAAACAUUUUAUGUACAGAUU
Molecule: messenger RNA, 1802 nt
Organism: Diatraea saccharalis (sugarcane borer)
Lineage: Eukaryota; Metazoa; Arthropoda; Insecta; Lepidoptera; Crambidae
Source: the annotation of a GenBank genome assembly